UUAUGUGACACAUUAAUGGCUUAAGAACAUAAAGGGUUUCAUAGACGUAGCUUUGCUUUAAUAGCGUCUCUUCAGACGUCUUUACAUUCUAUAUCUUGAAAGAUUCGUUAAGAUGAUUUUGGUGCAUCUUGAAAAUGUUCCUUUUCCACAGUAAUCAAAUCAGGAAACAAAACAGCUGAAAUGAGAGCAGCUCGACCAGCCAAGCAGACAAUCUCUCAAAGACCUAAUUUGCUUUCAAUUUUAUUUUCUCUUGCCUGUAAAUAAUACUGGCUCUUGAGUCAGUGUGUGAAAACCUGAUAGGUGAGGGAAGGUGAGGUGGAAAGAACCUUUUAGGAGGAAAACUGUCUCUACAAACCUCUGGCUGGGUGAGAGGACAGGUAUUCCCCUGGAAGGAGUCGGUUAGUCCUGUUAGAGGACAAAUUAACAACUCAAGGUGCAACAUUUACCUAAAUCUACAGUCAUGUGAUUUGGCAUGAUGACAGAAAAUGGUUUCAGACACAGGAACAUAUAGUGAGAGUAUUCCACCAUUCACAUGAACGGGUGAUUGCGUCUUACAGGACACACCUUGCCCACGAAGGGAACCUGUUAAAUGAUCACGGGCUUGAUCAGGUCUCUAUGCCCCUGACUUACAUUUAAAGAAGGCCAUGCCCAAACUGGAAAAAUUGAAGGAGCUUAACCUUCGCGCUCUCCUGAGGGAGCUUCGUACAGACAUUGCAAUGGCUGUGGAUGACCCUUUCCCUCUGGUCUACGGUUUGGCAGACAAAAACAUCAUCACUGAGCAACUGCUGAAGGAAACUCUUGCAAAAGAACGAACUGAAGGGAUCCAUAAGGCCAUGUACUCCAUGUUGUCCUGGGUUUUGGAGAGGAGCAAAUCCACAAUCCAGUCCUUCUGGAGCAACUUAUCCAAAGACUACAACACCGAGAGCUACCCCAAGCUGCAGACGCUGUUGGCUAACCUGCAUUCCAGAAGUAAAGCUGCAAGUUUCAAAACUGAAAACGGAUCAUCCGGAGUUUCUCACAGCAAGAAAAGGAGCCAUGAAAACAGUGAGACAAACUCCCGCUAUCUUGCCAAGACAAGCAAUGCAGGAAGUAAAGUGAAGCUCUACAGAGUAAAGACUGAGGCUCCGAACCUGAAGCUGCCAACAGGAAAUAUAAAAGAAGCUAAAACAGUUAAUCCUGCAGGCAAACAGGGGGGACCUUCAUCAUUCCAGGGAGGGAAACCUUUGGCCUCCUCUACUGAUUCAAGAGUCAGCUCAGAAAAAAAAGAGAUUUUACAGAUCAAGCAAGAACACAGCUUUGGUGGUUCCAACAGAACGAACAUUAAAGUUGGUGAAGGCUUUUAUUCUAGUGGCUUGAAGGAGGAGAUGAACGCAGAAAUGCCAGAAUCUGCCACGAACGCAUUUCGCCACCAGGGAGAGACAACCACAAGCAUGGUGAUUCAUUGUAAUGAUGACGAGUGUGCGGUGUGUAAGGAUGGGGGAGAGCUGAUUUGCUGUGACGGCUGUCCUCGGGCCUUUCAUCUGACAUGCCUCAACCCUCCUCUCAUUUCCAUACCCAGUGGCUCUUGGCAGUGUGAGCGGUGCCGUGGAUUUACAGUGAAAAGUGAAAAAGCGUUACUCCCUUUAGAAGCUCUGUCAGGCCAGCUUCAGCAAGAAAACAAAGCAUCCAGUGACUCCAUCACAGACAUUUCCUUCUACUCCUCAAACAGCUCUGCCCUUCCGCCCUCUAUGAGUGCAUCAAGCAGCAAAGCCCAGUGCUCAGGUGAAGAGCUGAUGGUUAUAAGGGAAGAAUGUGGCAUCUGUCACCUUGGAGGAGGAGACUUGUUGCACUGCCUUCAGUGUUUUCAGGGUUUCCAUGUGCGCUGCCACUUCUCCAAGGGGUCAUCAAUCUGUUUGUCAUGCUCCAGACUGUGGAGCAGCUCUGCAGAGAAAGAAGCUGAGCUCAGAGGCUUGCAGGUGGAUCUGCACUUAUCCAGAAGAAAACUUGCACCGGCAGCUCAGAACACAUGCACUCAUGAUCAAAGCACCUCCAUCUCUGAGGCAAUGGUUAAAAGAGAUGACGUGGAUUCCAUGAUGACAGAGCAAAACUCCAUCGAUGGCAUCUUGCAGUGGGCCUUACAAAGCUUCUCCCGGCCUCUUCAGGACUCCCAGGGUUGUUUCCAGUGAGAGACAGCCGAGCAUGUGACAUCUAAAUGAUCACAACUGAAGAGUGUAUGAAAUGUCAAAAAUAAUGACACACCCUCCUCUCCUACUCACUUAAACUUAUAAGCUUUCAAUUGUUUUUAUGUCCACUGCUUUUAAUGUCUUUUAAUUUUUUGCCAAUAUCCACUGAUUUGGAUUGAAUAUUUAUAUAUUUAAUGUAAUUUUACGUCUCAGCAGUCCAUUUAGCACAGGACCUGACAGAGAAGCUAAUCUUGAGACAUCUAUUUUUUUUUUAAUGAAAAACAAUUGUUAACCAUUAAGUCUCAGCUGUAAAGAAUGAAGGGCAUCUUAAAAACGUAACAUUAUUUUUGAAUUAAGCAUCACUCCAUCAUAGCGUCACAUUUUUCCAGUGUCUCAGUGUGGUUUCACAGCAUUCCUGAAGAGGACUGCGGGUCAGUGCUGACGUGGGACAUUUGGCAGAGGGUCAAAGCAUAACUGCCUCGUCCAGACUGGGUCUUCAAAAUGAAAUUACAUAAACUGCAUGUCACGCUCAUAAAUCUAUAAAUCAGUACAGAGCUUCUUUUCAUGCUGGAAAAGUCGAUACCGUGGAUUGGUUCUGAGAACCACAGAAAAAUGUGUGGAAACUUCUGAGAAUGCACUUUUUCUUUUGUUUAGAUCUGCAAGAAAAAUCACAUUCACACACUGCACCAGAUGGUUUCAAUAUACUGAGGUAUGCCCCCUGAGAAAAGCCUCUGUUUAGUAGAAAUUCCUUGAGGGCUGUAUCACUUAGAUGAGGAAUGUUGUUUUUGCAAUUCAUGAGUUUUUACCACGACUGCCAGCAAGAUGGAGCUCAGCCAGGCGCUGCAAAAAAAAAUAAAAAA
Molecule: messenger RNA, 3022 nt
Organism: Oryzias latipes (Japanese medaka)
Lineage: Eukaryota; Metazoa; Chordata; Actinopteri; Beloniformes; Adrianichthyidae
Source: RefSeq, a predicted model, not a curated record